Molecule: messenger RNA, 1048 nt
Organism: Ochotona curzoniae (black-lipped pika)
Lineage: Eukaryota; Metazoa; Chordata; Mammalia; Lagomorpha; Ochotonidae
Gene: TSSK4
Product: testis specific serine kinase 4
Exons: 4
Coding region: 47-1048 (333 amino acids)
Biological process (GO): intracellular signal transduction; microtubule cytoskeleton organization; protein phosphorylation
Cellular component (GO): cytoplasm
Molecular function (GO): ATP binding; protein serine/threonine kinase activity; tau-protein kinase activity
Source: RefSeq, a predicted model, not a curated record
AAGCUUCAGAGCAGCCAGACUGCCUGCUCUCAGCAAGCUCAACACCAUGGGGAAGGGAGAUGCCGUGGAGGCAGCAGCACCCCCCACCCCAGCCUACCGAUCUGUCAUGGAGGAGUAUGGUUAUGAAGUGGGCAAGGUCAUUGGCAAUGGCUCCUAUGGGACAGUGUAUGAGGCUUAUUACACAAAGCAGAAAGUCAUGGUGGCUGUCAAGAUCAUCUCAAAGAAGAAGGCCUCCGAGGACUAUCUAAACAAGUUCCUGCCCCGUGAGAUACAGGUGAUGAAAGUCUUGCGGCACAAGUACCUCAUCAACUUCUAUCAGGCCAUCGAGACCACGUCCCGAGUGUACAUCAUUCUGGAGCUCGCUCAGGGUGGAGACGUUCUUGAAUGGAUCCAGCGCUAUGGGGCCUGCUCUGAGCCGCUUGCUGGCAAGUGGUUCUCGCAGAUGGCCCAGGGCAUUGCCUACCUGCACAGCAAGGGCAUCGUGCACAGGGACCUAAAGUUGGAGAACUUGUUGUUGGACAAGCGGGAGAAUGUGAAGAUAUCGGACUUUGGCUUCGCCAAGAUGGUGCCUCCCAACCAGCCUGUGCGCAGUAGCUCUUCCUAUCGCCAAGUAAACUGCUUUACCCACCUCAGCCAGACCUACUGUGGCAGCUUUGCAUACGCAUGCCCGGAGAUCUUACUAGGUCUGCCCUACAACCCUUUCCUGUCUGACACCUGGAGCAUGGGAGUCAUCCUCUACACUCUGGUGGUCGCCCGCCUGCCCUUUGAUGACACCAACCUCAAAAAGCUACUGAAGGAGACUCAGAAGGAGGUCUCCUUCCCGCAUAACCAGGCCAUCUCCCAGGAGUGCAAGAGCCUGGUCGUUCACAUGCUAUGUCAAGCAGCCAAGCGUGCCAGCAUCCUGGAGAUACUCAAGGAUCCCUGGGUGCUCAAGUUCCAGCCUGAGCAGCCCACCAACGAGAUCCGGCUGCUCGAGGCCAUGUGCCAGCCCAUUGGCAGCAGCAGCACCACCAGCAACCGCCACCAAUCCUUGGGCAACACAGCUUGA